CUGAGUUCGAACGGCUACAGUAGUGGAGAGCAUGUGCAGCAUUGCAUUUGCUGAGAGGCCAUCUGUGGGGCACUAGAUCCCCUCAGCAGGAGACAAGACCAGACACAGGGGCCUGACUGCAACAGCUUGUGCUUCGUUCAUUCUUCAACGAUGGUGGUGGUCGCAGCUCAGAGAGCUGGCGCUGCCGGCCUGCAAUUGGUCCAGGUGCAACAAGCGUCCUCCGCAAGGCAGUGGCGGAACGACGUGCCCGUAUCCUCUGGUUGCAUAAAUGUGACACGCCCUUCUUCACAUGUAUGUAAUAAAGGUUCCAGAUGUUGUAACUACAAGCUUGAGGAGAGGCGUCUAUUGAGCACCCCCCAGCAUUCGCAACGAUGGGCUCAAUUUCGGAAGGGUAUAUGCUCUAGGAAGGGCCAGCGAACGAGGCCCACAAGGGCUCAGGCAGCUUCAUUUGAGAGCUCGGAUACCAGCGAACAAGGGGCUGCGAGUCAGUCUUCAUCGUUUGCUCGCAUCAGCAGUGUGUUGACGAACGCUUUCCCCGUUUGGGUGGCGCUGAGUUGCGCGUUGGCCCUCUACCGGCCCACACUAUUCACAUGGAUCCAGGGCCAGCUGACCAUUUGGGCGCUAGGCCUGACCAUGCUGGGCAUGGGCACCACUCUCUCUUUCGACGACUUCAAGCUGGCGCUCCGCAUCCCCAAGAGCUUUCUUGCGGGCGUGGCGCUGCAAUAUACUGUGAUGCCCGCCCUGGGCUAUCUGAUCGCCCAUUUCUUAGGCCUCCCCCAUCAUUUCGCUGUGGGGAUCAUCCUUGUUGCGUGCUGCCCCGGAGGUACGGCAAGCAACAUCGUCACCUUCCUUGCACAAGGUAACGUGGCGCUUUCUGUGCUAAUGACGGCAGCAAGUACCUUCCUUGCCGUGGUGAUGACGCCCCUCUUGACGGCCUGGCUGGCGGGGACCCUAGUUGCGGUGGACGCCUGGGGCCUAUUCUCAUCAACGCUCCAGGUCGUUCUGCUCCCGGUCCUCUUGGGCGCCGCCCUGAACCGCGCCUUUCCCCUGGCGACUGCCGCGAUCGGCCACGUGGCGCCCCUCUUCGCCGUCUUCACGGUCGCCGCGAUUUGCGGGAGCGCCAUCGGAGCCAACGCGGCCGCGAUCUGGGCCUCGGGGGCCAGCCUGGCGCUUGCGGUGUUUCUGCUGCACAGCGGGGGAUUCUGUUUGGGGUACACGCUUGCGAAGCUUCUCGGACUGGACGAGUCCUCGGCACGGACCAUCUCCAUCGAGGUCGGGAUGCAGAACUCGGUGUUAGGAGUGGUGCUGGCGACGCAAAACUUCCCCAACCCGUUGACGGCCGCCCCCUGCGCCGUGUCCAGCGUAUGCCAUUCCGUGAUUGCGAGCGUCUUGGCAGGCGUCUGGCGGAUGGCGGAUCGGCGGAAACAUGGGGAUACCGCAGCGGCAGCUGGAACGUGACAAAGUAGGGGCCCGUACAACACACCUAUAUAAUACGUUUGAUGCGAUUUCGCAGCAACGCGCUAUCAAUUGACGGUCAACGGUUGGGAAGUCUUUACGGCCCUCCUUCGAAGCUAAGUUUUUGGGUAUUGCACUGGCACGAGGCUAUCGUGGCAACAUAUAUUGCUGUUGUAUUUAUGCUGCUGUUAUGCCGACUGAACCUCGGAACACAAAAGAGCAAACCGC
This is a messenger RNA of Klebsormidium nitens, 1683 nucleotides long. Lineage: Eukaryota; Viridiplantae; Streptophyta; Klebsormidiophyceae; Klebsormidiales; Klebsormidiaceae. The record is from the annotation of a GenBank genome assembly.